Molecule: messenger RNA, 330 nt
Organism: Colletotrichum chrysophilum
Lineage: Eukaryota; Fungi; Ascomycota; Sordariomycetes; Glomerellales; Glomerellaceae
Exons: 2
Coding region: 1-330 (109 amino acids)
Source: RefSeq, a predicted model, not a curated record
AUGAAGCAGAUUGACAGCCAACUGCACACCUUCAGAUCCGUUCCAUGGUGGCGUCUGGGUCGCACUUACUGCCAGCCCCCAGAUGGGAACUCGUCCUGCGAAGCAAAAGUCCGCGCCAAGGGCAAGAGCCUUGAAGAUGUCAGUGCCUCGUCGGAUCCCACCGUCGACUGCAAUUUUGAUCUUCCCCUUUGCGAUAGGGGCACAUUCUCGCAGGGCAUCGAGCGUAGCUGGAACGCCAUCAAGUUGUCGGCCGCCAUGGUUCGAAAUGAGCACGCCGUCAACACCAUGCUCGAUGGCCAGUGCAACAUCGUCCGCGGUGUAAACUGUUAA